UACGAGUGCGAGCCGAACCAUUGUCGAUAUGCCUGGUGGAAGUUGCGGCGACGAUGGCACUAUCAUUGGCGUUUUAACUGUGGACGGUUGCUACUCGCACUCGCUGGCGGAUUAACGGCAUAAAUAUUUAAAUAGAUAUAUGUAUUUCGCAUACAUAUAUACCGUUAUAUCUGGAGCUACUAUGUACUAGUAGAGGGGAAGCGUUUGAAGACGAAAAAAAUUUCAUUCUGUAUGUGUGUCAUUCAAACAUAAGUCUUACAUAUUCCUACAAAGCGCUGGUUACAUAAAAGCCCACAAACAAACAAUUUAACCAAUUCAAUUAUCUAUGUGUUCGGCAGUGUUCAAAUAACGAUUCACAUUAAAUGCAAGUCACAACAAUACUAUGGUUACAGACGUUUAAAAAUAUAUAAAAAAAAUUUUGCACCAGAACAGUUGAUAAAAGAAACUUAAAAUAACGACUUAAAACAAAAAUAAAUUCGAAAUAAUUCAACUUGAAAGACAAUACGCCCAUCAACACACUACAAAGUUAAAAUGGCCGAUAAAAAAAUUGGUGAAUACUAUGCACCACCUGUGAAAAUGGGCAAAUGGGAGGGUUUCAAAAAAUUCCUAUGGAACAGUGAAACUAGCCAAUGCCUUGGACGCACCGGAUCCAGUUGGGCGAAAAUUCUCCUAUUUUACAUAAUUUUUUAUGCGGCGUUAACUGGUUUUUUUGCUGCAAUUUUCACUGUAUUUUAUCAAACUUUGGACAAUGAAAAGCCAAAAUGGAUGCUUGACAAUGGUUUGAUAGGGUCCAACCCAGGUCUAGGCUUUCGACCAAUGCCACCGGAAGCGAAUGUUGAGAGCACAUUAGUUUGGUACGAGUCAUCAAAGAAGGAUAACUAUAAGUACUGGGUGGACGAGACUUCACGUUUUCUGAAAUAUCACACGUACCAAGAUCUUGAGAAGCAAAAUCAAGUGAACUGUAGCUUUGAACAUCCACCACAAGACGACAAGGUCUGCGGCAUUGACUUCUCCAGCUUCUCGCCAUGUACAGCUGACAACAACUUUGGCUACCACGUUGCCCGGCCAUGUAUAUUCCUUAAGUUGAAUAAGAUUUACAAUUGGAUACCAGAAAUUUACAACGAUUCUAAGACUUUGCCAGAUCAUAUGCCAGAGGAACUAAAACAGCACAUCAAGGAAAAGCAAAGUCUUAGGCCCAAUGAAACAAAUGUAGUUUGGGUCUCGUGCGAGGGAGAAAAUCCCGCUGAUGUCGAGAACAUAAAAGCACGCGACUACUAUCCCCGAAUGGGAUUUCCUCGUUACUAUUUUCCGUUUAAAAACAUUCAGGGAUAUAUACCGCCCAUUGUUGCUGUUCAAUUUACCGUUGAAACCGGCGUUUUGAUCAACAUUGAAUGUAAAGCUUGGGCCCGCAACAUUAAUCACGACCGUUCAGACAGAAGAGGAUCCGUUCACUUCGAGUUGAUGGUUGAUUAAGAGAGUCGUUGGGAAGAUGUCAUUGGAGAGAAGAGAUCGGCCGUAUUAUAAAGUGGGCAUCAAAAAAUAAAUGAGAAAAUAAAAUAAAGGAAUGGAAUAUAGAAAAAAAAAACUGACAACAAAACCCACACAGAAUAGAUACGAGAAAAAUGUAGUAGCGCAGAAACGUCAGGUUAAAGCAAAAACAAAAACAAAAAAAAAACAAAAAACGAACGUGCGAAAUACAGCAGCAACCAAAGAGAAAACUAACAAAAAAAAAAAGCUACAAAAACCAAUGAAAACCUUUUAGAUAAAAUAAAACUAGCUCCAUAAAGCAAAACAAAAAGCUAAGAAUAUAGAGCCCUACCCAACGCUAAAUACACAAAACCCCACGCAUAUUCAAGGAAAAACCUUAUUUUUUUAUUUUUAUUCAUAGCUUCAUUUUGACAGCAAAUAGGCAGAAGCAUAAAAAAAACGUGUUACCUCUUUCAAUUAUUGUUUGUUUUUUAGUUUAAUUUUUUUACCCACAUAUAGCAAGAAACGAUAAGUACCACAGUCAAGAGUACUUAAAUGCUAACAUAUUUUGUACUUAAACAAUUACCAAAGUUCAAUACCUUAUCCCAUCCUUAAAAGCAAGCAAAGGUUUUUGAAAUAUCAUUUGGUUUAUUCAAUAUAAUGUAAAAAAAUAUUAUUUUCCCCACUUGGAAAAAUUAUAAUUACAUAAUGCCUAAUACUUUUUUGUGUUAAUACUGCGUUUACAAUGCAUCGAGAACAUAAAUUGUAGUUUCUUGAAAAGAAUUAAACCACAACUGGAAUUAGAAAACUAAAACGAAAAAAUCUUUAUGAAAACUUAAAUAAAGGAAAACUGAAAAGAAAAUCGAGGCAUAUAUCUAUUGAAGCCUCUUUAAUUAUUAUUGAAAGCUGCAAAUCCGGGAUCACCGAUGGAUAAAUCGCAUUAAGCUACAUAAAUUAAAUUAAUAAAACCGAAGAAAACAGAAUAAACUGCAUAAAUAACUGAAUAAAAUGUAAAAAUAUUACUGGUUGCAAUAAUAAUGAGCAUAUAAAAUUAAAAUAUAUAAUGUAUACUACACUACAGAAAUAAAUUCAAGUUGCUUUACCCAAUUUACCCGUGUCCAUCAUAUGUGUGUUUUACAGCGAAAUCCAGGAGAGUUCAGAAUUUCUUAGUCCAUCCGUUCCCAUAGUUAAGUUCCUGAUAAGUCAAUCAUCCUUCGGGAUGCAGAAAGUGGCAUAUGAACUGCAAUAUACUAUAUGUAUAUUAUAUAAAAUUUUGUUAUUUACUCACAGGCAACCCGUUGACCAGAUUGUGGAAAUCAUAAGAGAAAUUUGAGUCACCCCUUUUCCAUCCACUUAACAAGAUACAUUUCUUUGAUCGUAUAGGGUAUUGAGCCAUAUAAAUGAUAAAGUCUUGCUAAAAAUAAGAAAAUGUGCAGCCUAAAUAAAUUAAAUUAUAUGAUAAACUUAAUUUCAUUAAAAGAUAUUAAACAGAAAAAUCUCAAGAGAAAAUAAUUCACAAAAUUAAAAGAAAUCGAAAUUGAAAUAUUGAUGCCAUGUCCAUUUCUAUUGCAAACUUAAUUAUAUUUUGAAGUCGCAUUUGACUUCAUCAAAUUUAUUGAGUUUAUUCAGUCUAUGUUAUUAAAAUAUAAUCUUUAAAAUACCAUGUAAAAUGGUUAGAAAAUGUAAUACGGAAAUGGUUUUCUAAAAUCUUUGUAGUGCAUGUUUUCCUAAGACUAAGCUUAACAAAUUAUUAAAUAAAAGUAAUAAGUUAAGAAGUAAAACGAAAUUGCAGCAAAAAUUUUAAUUUUUAACCAAAAUUCUGGUUGGGAGAUCGUUUGAAAUAUGUUUAUCCUUCAGGUAACCGCGGGCAGAAGUACCUUUAAAUUGAGUUAGAAUAAGCUUAUUAAUUUCUUUUAAACAAAUUUAAACUUGAAUGUUUUUUUUAAUUUACAAUUUUCCUGGUAAAGCGUAAAUGAAUAUUAAUAGGUUAACUCGGGUAACAUCACAAUAUUUUUAUUAAAUAAAUAUAUUCCAAGCACAUCACAAUAUUUUUAUUUAAUAAAUAUAUUCCAAGCACAUAAAAAACCACUGAUAAAUAAAUAUUUUUCCCAGAUGCUUCUAAACUAAAAAAAUGAUGUUGAUCAGUUGCUGAUUGGAAUCGUCUGCCAGCGGUUGCCAAUAACUCGCUAUGAUUCGUUUUCGAAUAAAAUAUUACUUUAAAGACUAAACAUCAUUUAAUAAAAUUAUAUUGAACAAGUAUAUAAAUAAACUGCCAUUUUUUAUGCAUUAAUAAAAACGUAGGAAAAAAAACAUAAAAAAUUAAAUUUUUGUAAGUAAGCCGGCAACAAAGGUUUUUCAAUGAUUGUUUUAGAAAUUCCAAAAAGUCACAUAUUUAUAUAUAUGCCCAUUGUUCAGAUUUCGGUCUCCCACAGAAAAGUGAAACACACUGGAUCGUGUUUACGAAUCAACGAUAAUUGAUCAUAUUUUCGUUUAUUUGCGAUUGGUAUAAAUUAACGAUAAAAUAUGAAAAAACUAGGGACAUUACCAAAAUUAAAUGAAAUAGAAAAAAAGUGUAUUUAAAUUAAACUUUAUAGCUCUAAGAAGGAUAACAUUUACAAAAUAUAUGCAAAUAUAUAUAUGUUAUAUGCAAAAAAUUAAAAACUGUAAGUAUGCAUUAAUUUAUAAUUCUUGGCUUACCACUAAAACCUAUUCAACCCAAAUCGUGACCGCAGUCCACGAAGAGUAUAAAUUCAAAAACUACAAUUUAUCAUUCGUAGAAAUAACUGUUUAUAAGCCAAAAUAAAUAUGUUUUUUCAAAAGUUAUUAGUCCUAAAAUAACAUAAAUCAAUAAUACGAAUUUGAUUUUCUAGUCAGGUCUAGGAAUUUCAAAAAUAAAUCCCAAGCUGCUUUUACAACUUCUUCUUUAAAGCAGAGAAAAUUAUUAAAAGGUUAACAAAACGAUGAACAACACAGCUUUUUUGUAUUAUUUAAAAAUAACUAUAAUAAAAAAAAAGCUAUAAUAUUAAAUGAAACUUUCAGAAGUAAAUAAAAACAGCUAAUAAAAGGAAAUACAAUGUGCUACAUAAUUCUUGAAAAAUAUCCCAUUAAAAAUGAAGUCAUUGUACACGUUACAAAGAAUAAAUUGUUUGACACAUUUUACUGAAUUCAAU
Molecule: messenger RNA, 4637 nt
Organism: Drosophila melanogaster (fruit fly)
Lineage: Eukaryota; Metazoa; Arthropoda; Insecta; Diptera; Drosophilidae
Gene: nrv3
Product: nervana 3
Exons: 9
Coding region: 532-1473 (313 amino acids)
Biological process (GO): monoatomic cation transport; sodium ion transport; potassium ion transport
Cellular component (GO): sodium:potassium-exchanging ATPase complex; plasma membrane
Molecular function (GO): ATPase activator activity
Source: RefSeq, marked reviewed